Megalops cyprinoides (Indo-Pacific tarpon) is the source of this 1824-nucleotide messenger RNA. RefSeq names its product mothers against decapentaplegic homolog 1. Gene Ontology annotation, cellular component: heteromeric SMAD protein complex. Bases 218 to 1624 code for a protein of 468 amino acids. Gene Ontology annotation, molecular function: I-SMAD binding; DNA-binding transcription factor activity, RNA polymerase II-specific; RNA polymerase II cis-regulatory region sequence-specific DNA binding. NCBI's taxonomy places the organism in Eukaryota, Metazoa, Chordata, Actinopteri, Elopiformes, Megalopidae. The transcript has 7 exons. The record is from RefSeq and is a predicted model, not a curated record. Gene Ontology annotation, biological process: SMAD protein signal transduction; BMP signaling pathway; cell differentiation.
AGCAGCUCUAGCCAGGCUGUGUGUGAGCCUUGGAAAGGAGCUGGUCGGAGCAUACGAGGUAUGCUGAAUAGGUGCUGUGAUCUGCCGUGAAGACUGAGGACAAGCCCAGACUCACUGGUUGUGCUUUUCUGCGGUGUGAGGAAGAGGAGAGGCUGUGCUGCUGGGCUGCUCCUGGCUGUAGGGCGAGAGACAGGGCGAGGCGCCGGGGGGGGAGGCGAUGAACGUCACCAGCCUGUUCUCCUUCACCAGCCCGGCGGUGAAGCGGCUGCUGGGCUGGAAGCAGGGCGACGAGGAGGAGAAGUGGGCGGAGAAGGCGGUGGACUCCCUGGUGAAGAAGCUGAAGAAGAAGCGGGGGGCCAUGGAGGAGCUGGAGCGGGCGCUCAGCUGCCCCGGCCAGCCCAGCAGCUGCGUCACCAUCCCCCGCUCGCUGGACGGCCGCCUGCAGGUGUCCCACCGCAAGGGCCUGCCGCACGUCAUCUACUGCCGCGUGUGGCGCUGGCCCGACCUGCAGUCGCACCACGAGCUCAAGGCGCUGGACUGCUGCGAGUUCCCCUUCGGCUCCAAGAAGAAAGACGUCUGCAUCAACCCCUACCACUACAAGAGAGUGGAUAGCCCAGUGCUACCUCCUGUGCUGGUACCCAGGAACAGCGAGUUCAAUGCCAAGCACAGCAUGUUGCCUCGGUUUCGCAACCCCCUCCACCAGAACGAGCCCCACAUGCCCCACAAUGCCACCUUCCCGGACUCCUUCCCCCAGGCUGGCAGCCUCCCCUUCCCCCUCUCGCCCAGCAACAGUUACCCCAGUUCUCCGGAAGGGGGCAGCAGCUCCACCCUCCCUCAGUCACCGUCCAGCUCUGACCCCGGCAGCCCUUUUCAUAUGCCAGCAGAAACUCCCCCACCAGCAUACAUGCCCCCGGAGGAGCAGGUGACUCAGGACUGUCCCCAACCCAUGGACACCAACAUGAUGGCCCCGCCCCUACCACUCGAAAUCAGCAACAGGCCAGAUGUACAGCCAGUCGCCUACGAGGAGCCCAAACACUGGUGCUCCAUUGUUUACUACGAGCUGAACAACCGCGUGGGAGAGGCUUUCCAAGCGUCCUCCACCAGCGUGAUGGUGGACGGCUUCACUGACCCCUCCAACAACCGCAACCGCUUCUGCCUCGGCCUCCUGUCCAACGUCAACCGCAACUCGACCAUCGAGAACACCCGACGGCACAUCGGCAAAGGUGUACAUCUUUAUUACGUGGGAGGCGAGGUUUACGCCGAGUGCUUGAGCGACAGCAGCAUCUUCGUUCAGAGCCGCAACUGCAACUACCACCACGGCUUCCACCCCACCACCGUCUGCAAGAUCCCCAGCGGCUGCAGCCUCAAGAUCUUCAACAACCAGGAGUUCGCCGAGCUCCUCGCCCAGUCCGUCAACCACGGCUUUGAGGCCGUCUACGAGCUCACCAAGAUGUGCACCAUUCGCAUGAGCUUCGUCAAGGGCUGGGGCGCGGAGUAUCAUCGCCAGGAUGUGACCAGCACCCCCUGCUGGAUUGAGAUCCACCUGCAUGGUCCCCUUCAGUGGCUGGAUAAAGUGCUCACUCAGAUGGGCUCCCCCCACAACCCCAUUUCUUCAGUGUCCUAGACUGAACUGGGAACAGUAGCAGACUUUUAUCACUUGCCUAGAUGGAACUGGGAACAGUGCUGGAUUUCAUCGUUGACCUAUACUGAACUGGGAACUGUAAUGGUCUUCAUCAGUGUCCUAUAUUGAACUUGGAACCAGUACUCAGGGGGGAGGGGGGUGUUUUACUUGAAGGACGUCCGAACUGGGCACAUUGCAGACUG